Messenger RNA from Cucurbitaria berberidis CBS 394.84, 1017 nucleotides. RefSeq lists its product as uncharacterized. The transcript has 3 exons. Lineage: Eukaryota; Fungi; Ascomycota; Dothideomycetes; Pleosporales; Cucurbitariaceae. The record is from RefSeq and is a predicted model, not a curated record. Bases 91 to 678 code for a protein of 195 amino acids.
GGGGGCUGCGCAUCAUACGACACCGUUCACAUACCUCCUUCUCUACAACGACCUCAGCCUUACGACAUAGAAAAGUCACGAUCGGUCAAGAUGCCUUUUUUUCCUAGCGCUGGCUCGCCUCGCCUUCGGGCGAUCCAGAUCUGCCAACUCGGCAUUGUGUCCCUCACCAUUCUCGCCACAUUGCUCACGGCAGUAAUUCCGUCGAAGCACACAGCCUUCACUUUCGGCCUCCUCUACCCCCUCAUUUUGACUUCCAUCACGACCACCAUCCUGGUGCGCAAGGAGCAGAUUCGUGCUCUCAACGGUACCCUGAACAAGGACAAGUAUGUCAAGUACCAGCUAUUCAAAAUCAUCGCCGCUGCAGGUCUAUAUGUUGUAGGCUUCAUUGCGCAACUUGUCACAUCUAGUGGUAACGAAGUGAGGAAGCCGGGUGAGCAAGGGUUGUGGAUUGGUGGAGUGAAGGUAAAUAAGUGGCAGGGGGCGAUUCUGUGGAUGAGUUUCUUCAACUGGGUCUUCUUGUGGGCUAGCUUGUUCUACUCCUGCUGCAUGACGGGUCAGAGACAGGGAGCCAUCGCUCUCGCAGGCGAGGAGGCGCAGAUUGGAUUGGACUCUGAGACCCAGAGCGACGAGGCUAUUGCCCGCAGUCUGCAGGCUGAGGACCCGAACUGGCAGGGUUAGAGAGGCUUGUCGCGAUAUACUAUACUGCGGAUCGCGUGAUGGGCUUACAGCCCUACGGAUCAAUGCCAGGCUAUGUAUGUGGUGCAGAUUCAACAAGUCACAAUGUUGCGUUAUCAGAUUAAGGAGCAAGGCGUUGGUGGAGAGUAUUUGAACGAAGUUCCUUGCCCAUCGCCUUCCAGGCCACCAUUUUUAUCAACACCUUCUCGUAGUAGGAUCUGAAUUAGUAGUAGAUACAAGGCGCAUUACGUAUUGCGAUCAUGCUUCAUCGCCUAUCAUUACCAUACAUCCAAAACAAAUCAAAUAACAGCGUCUCCUAAGCUCUGGUCGCUUCAUUGCCCG